CAGAUGAAGUGCAGAUUUAUGCUUUUUCAAAUGCCAUUUACAAAAGAUGAAAUACUGCAAACACAAAUUAUGUAAGUACGAAACUAUCGACAGUUCUGAAGGUGUCCAACAUAACAUCUUGCUUUGCAACAAGUCAGCCUGCUUUGACAAAAAGUGCUUUGCAAUGACGCCAUGGACUUUUCUGACAGCCAGUAAUAUCAUCAUUUAAUUAACUGAUAGAGUGUAGGCUAUCUGAGGAGGACAUUUAAGAAUGUCUUAACUCUAUCAGCGGUGAGGAUAAAUCAGGCAGAUUGUUACAUUUAGCGACAUAACGCCGGACCAGCACGCAGUGAAGAACCUAAGCUUACAUAGCUAUCAUUUCCAGUUUAUGUUGGGUAUUGACUUUUUCAAUGGUUAGUUUGUGUUCUUACUUCAUUAAGAACAAUUGCUCGUAAAAAUAAAAGAGCAGUUUGCGAGUUCAUUAAAAUUCGCCUCGUCAUUUUUGUCUCUGUCGCAGAGUGGAAUUCAGAACAAUCUCGUUCAGGAUGAGGAGCAACCAUAGCAAUGAAACGGAGCCUACUGAACAGAGAACAGACGAGGAGUGGUACCAAGAAAUUCUGGAAUUCGUCGCACCUGGACUGGAGCACUGGAUUUUGAUUGGGCUGUUUGUGGUCGUUUUUCUGUUGGGUAUUAGUGGAAACCUGUUGGUCUGUCUGGCCGUCUGGCGGAACCGGAACCUUAGAACUCUAACGAAUGUCCAUCUCGUUAACUUGGCUGUGGCGGACUUUAUGGUCAUCGCUGUGUGCCUGCCUCCCACCCUACUUCACGAUGCACUGGAAUCUUGGUUUUUAGGAACUGUUGGUUGUAAAAUUGUGACAUACUUACAGAAAGUAUCUGUACUAGUAUCAGUACUGACUCUCACCACCAUCGGCAUCGAGCGAUACCUUGGAAUAUGUCAUCCAAUGUCGGAUUUUCUCCCACGGAUAAAGACACGGGUCGCUCUAUUGGGCAUAUGGGUUGUCGCCAUGGUUACAGCUAUUCCGGAUGCGUACUACAUGACGGUGAUUCCUGAUAACGUCAUACCUCCCACGAUCAAUUUACUGAAGAGCUGUCGCCCGUCCGACAGUCAGGUGGAAGUUACACAGCAACUGGUCAUCUUUUUUGUGUUCUUCAUUAUCCCUCUCGCCAUAAUGGGAUUUGCCUACACAAACAUUUUCCUUUGCCUAUGGAGGAGUACUCAGAGCUUACCAAACAUCAACAACGAACACGCUGCUAAUACCGUCAUUCAGAACCGCAAGAUCACCGCCAAGAUGCUAAUUGUGGUGGUGGCGGCGUUCUUUGCCUGCAACCUUCCUGUCUAUAUACUUAACAUUCUAAGGUAUGUAGGAGUGUUGUUUACCGUAGAUCAUGCGAAAAUUAAGUCGUUUGCCCUGUCGUCACAUCUCCUCCUGUACACAAGUUCGGCCAUUAACCCGGUCAUCUACACUAUCAUGAGCGGAAAAUUCAGAACGGCAUUCCGUCAGAUGAUCUGUAAAGAUGUCACCAUUUGCAAGUGUAGGAGAAUGGUCAAAAACCGAAGCCAUUCCCAGACAACAGACAGCACAACGACAGGGGCCACGAAAAAUCCACCGGAGGAGAUUUGUCUGAUGACGACGUACGUCGCAAAAGGUCUACAUGACGCAUGACAGUGCAGCCUAAAAACGCAGAACCUUACAAACCCGUGAAGCGCUGUGAAGAAACGGACGAAUCCACUCCAAUAAAUUCUACCGACAGAGACAAACUACUGACAUUGUUAAAUAUCAAUAUGUACACGUUGUCACUUACCGUACUAUGUCAAAUUAUUUAUCUGGGUUAUGAUUUUUUAAGAUUUGUUUUCCGUUAAUAGAUGUAUGCAUAAACAAAACUUCAUUUGCUAACAUAUGUGUUUGUGAAUCUUAAGGCUUUUGAUUUAAACCACUAAAAGUGCAAUAUUCCCAGAACACGUGUUUGUGUUAUUAUUACCAUUUGUUUUUAGGGUCCAUGUAUGACAAUAUCAAUACCCGGUAUCAACUUUGCGUUUUGAUUGUCAUGUUCUGA
Molecule: messenger RNA, 2055 nt
Organism: Magallana angulata
Lineage: Eukaryota; Metazoa; Mollusca; Bivalvia; Ostreida; Ostreidae
Product: orexin/Hypocretin receptor type 1-like
Exons: 7
Coding region: 525-1664 (379 amino acids)
Biological process (GO): G protein-coupled receptor signaling pathway
Cellular component (GO): membrane
Molecular function (GO): neuropeptide Y receptor activity
Source: RefSeq, a predicted model, not a curated record